Molecule: messenger RNA, 2063 nt
Organism: Capsella rubella
Lineage: Eukaryota; Viridiplantae; Streptophyta; Magnoliopsida; Brassicales; Brassicaceae
Exons: 5
Coding region: 58-1800 (580 amino acids)
Cellular component (GO): cytoplasm
Molecular function (GO): deoxynucleoside kinase activity
Source: RefSeq, a predicted model, not a curated record
CCCCCCCACACACAAAAGCACUCUUGAGUGAUGUGAAAUGCUCGGUUAAGGGAAACGAUGCAGAAGAUUCUGUGCAAAAGUACCACUUGUUCAACACCUGUUCUCUCUACUCCGGUGAACUCUUUCGCCGCCGGUUUUAUCUCACUAGGGUUUAAGCCCCCCGUCAAAAAUCUUACUCCUUGUUCCACUUCUAAGCCUCUCUCUACUUGUUUCUUCCCAACUUCCACUAUGCCGACGAAGACGGCUUCUAUUUCUUCAGGCGGUGUUGGUUUCUCUGCUUACCUGCAGAGGAGUGUUCGAAGACCAGCUCCGGCGUCGUUACGGUUCUCAACAGCUGGUUACCGAGCUUGCCGCUGCUCAAUCGACGGUGGAAUCCGUAGUACGAACCGGGCUUGGGUCGGUCGAACCGGGUCGUGGCGUGCGUUGUAUUGCUCGGAGUCUAAUGGUGGCUUAAGCACGGUUAAUGCUACUGCUGGAGCAGUGGUUGAGAGCGAGGGAGAGUCUGACGGAGAAGAUGAAAAGCCUGUGAGGAUGAGCCGUAGAAGUCGGAGUUCUAGUGGAAGUGGUGAGUUUAUCGGUAACCCAGAUUUGCUGAAGAUUCCUGGAGUGGGUUUAAGGAAUCAGAGGAAGCUUGUUGAUAACGGGAUUGGAGAUGUUGCUGAGCUCAAGAAGCUCUAUAAAGAUAAGUUCUGGAAAGCGAGUCAGAAGAUGGUUGAUUAUCUUAGGAGCUCUGUUGGGAUUAUACAUAGAAACCAUGCGGAGAGUAUAACGACGUUUAUCAAAGAGAGUGUGGAUGAUGAGCUCAAGGAUUCUGGCUCUGAACCUAAUCUAAAUGCAAAGAAACGUUUGACAUUUUGUGUUGAAGGGAACAUUAGUGUCGGCAAAUCAACUUUUCUUCAGAGAAUAGCUAAUGAGACGGUGGAGUUACAAGACCUCGUUGAGAUUGUUCCUGAGCCAGUUAAUAAGUGGCAAGAUGUUGGACCUGACCAUUUCAAUAUAUUGGAUGCUUUCUACUCUGAGCCUCAGAGGUAUGCUUAUACUUUCCAGAACUAUGUGUUCGUCACUCGGCUGAUGCAAGAGAAAGAGUCUGCUUCAGGGGUUAAACCUCUAAGGUUGAUGGAAAGGAGUGUCUUCAGUGACAGAAUGGUGUUUGUGCGAGCGGUUCAUGAAGCGAAGUGGAUGAAUGAGAUGGAGAUAAGCAUCUAUGAUUCUUGGUUUGAUCCGGUUGUCUCUUGUCUACCUGGACUUGUUCCUGAUGGAUUUAUAUACUUGAGGGCGAGUCCAGACACUUGCCACAAGAGAAUGAUGCUCAGGAAACGAGCAGAAGAAGGUGGAGUCUCGCUGAAAUACCUCCAAGAUCUGCACGAGAAGCAUGAGAGCUGGCUUCUCCCGUUUGAGAGCGGAAACCAUGGUGUAUUGUCUGUUAGUAAACCGUCUUUUCACAUGGACAACUCUCUGCAUCCUGAUAUAAAAGACCGCGUCUUCUACUUAGAAGGAAAUCAUAUGCAUUCUAGUAUCCAGAAGGUCCCUGCUCUGGUUUUGGACUGUGAACCCAAUAUUGACUUCAGCCUAGAUAUCGAGGCAAAGGCACAGUAUGCACGCCAGGUUGCUGAAUUCUUUGAAUUUGUGAAGAAGAAGCAAGAAACAUCAACAGAGAAGAGCAACAGUCAGUCGCCGGUACUGCUGCCGCAUCACAAUGGAGGUCUCUGGAUGGGACCUGAAGGCAAUCAUGUCCCGGGAUUAGAACUCCCUCCUGUAGAUCUAAAGGCGAUGUCACUCUUCACCAGACCAUCUGCGUGACUAUCCAUUCACUGACUCUGUUUUUGUUCGCUCUAAGGAGCAUGUCAGGUUAUCGAAUGUCAAUAGGUUUGAUCGGCUUUUAUCUUUCGUUUAGGAAAAUACGUUGUCUGCAGUUUUUGUCCACUUAGGUGUAGAAACGAAACAUGGUCAUGUUGCUAGUUUAACCCUUUUGUAGAAAAGUUUGACGUCUGGAUAAUUGCUAGGUGUUUUGUUCUUAAAAAUCUUGAUGAUCAUCUGGUUCAGUUUUCAGUUAUUGUCUCUCU